Molecule: messenger RNA, 1976 nt
Organism: Melitaea cinxia (Glanville fritillary)
Lineage: Eukaryota; Metazoa; Arthropoda; Insecta; Lepidoptera; Nymphalidae
Gene: mdy
Product: diacylglycerol O-acyltransferase 1
Exons: 13
Coding region: 474-1931 (485 amino acids)
Biological process (GO): triglyceride biosynthetic process
Cellular component (GO): endoplasmic reticulum membrane
Molecular function (GO): diacylglycerol O-acyltransferase activity
Source: RefSeq, a predicted model, not a curated record
AUCACGGAUUUGUUGACAUAUUAUUUAGAUAUUGGGUAACAUUUAUUAAUUCUUGAUUAAUUCAUAAUCAUUUCAUGUCUGUGAAUCAACCGUCAAUGCCACUUUUGACCCACAGCCACAGUAUAUAUAUUAGUCAAUGCAAUCAUAUUACAUCAAUGUAAACAGCUCUCUACGCCACAGUAAACCUGAUUUAAUUUUAUAACUGAAUUGGAAUAAUUAAUGUAACACAUGCUAAUUAAAUAUCGAUAGAGAAAGUGUACCUACUCUGCAAAUUAUUAGACAACUAAUAAUAUUAAGCAAAUAUUAAAAAAAUUGGUUUACAUACUGUUUAGUAGCUUUAAAGUAGAUAUCUACCCACUCUUUAUCAAUCGUAAUAUAUAUUUCCACUUUAAUAAGAAAUAAAAAUAUUUGAUUUUCAUGUGUCGUAGUGUUCAGUACGAUUAAAGUUUAAACAUAAAAGUGGUACCAUUAAAAUGUCUACUGAAGGAGGAGAAAAUGCUUUGCGUUAUAGAAGAGCCCAGAGUGUUACUAAAGCAGAAGAAAUAUCUGAAAAAGAAAAAAAAGCUCGAAGAUCUCAAUUAGAUAAACCAGUUCACAAACCAAGAGAUUCUCUCUUUUCAUGGAGUUCCGAGUUCACAGACUUUACUGGAUUAGUAAAUUGGGGUUUUCUUAUGUUAACCAUCGGUGGGCUUCGAUUGUGUCUUGAAAAUUUUUUGAAAUAUGGCAUACGUGUGAAUCCAUUUGAAUGGAUUAUUGUUCUAACUGGUCGUAAUGAGGGCUACAGUCACCAAUAUCCAUCAGUAAUAUUAUUAAUUUUUAGUGUUGUACCAGCUGUAAUCUGUCUCUUAAUUGAAAAAGCAAUAGCAGUGGAAAUAUUAUCAGAGAAGCUUGGACUUACACUUCAAAUACUAAACAUUUUGACGGAGAUCAGUUUACCUGUUAUUGUAUUAUAUUUCAAAGGAUUGGAAUUCAGCUUUGUUGGCAUUACAGCAGUAUGCAUGAUUUAUUUAGUUCUGUUCUUAAAACUGUGGAGCUAUUUUCAAACGAACCACUGGUGCAGACAGGGAAUGAAGGGAAAACAAUACAAAAACAAACUGAGGCGUCAAAGUUUAUCAGUUUUUGUUUUGCAAAUAGGUUUGCUAGAAUCAGAGGAUGAGAAAAAUGACCUGGCAUCAUCCGGUUUAGUCAAAUAUCCCGAUAAUUUGACACUUAAAGAUCUUUUUUACUUUUUGUUGGCACCUACCCUUUGCUACGAAUUGAAUUUCCCUCGCACGACACGAAUCAGAAAAAGAUUCUUAAUAAAAAGAAUAAUAGAAGUUGUAUUUGGUGUAAAUUUGGUACUGGCUUUAUUUCAACAAUGGAUGAUCCCUUCCGUCACAAAUGCAGUGGAUCCAUUCUCGGAAAUGAGCUUUGUAAAGGUUACUGAAAGAUUGUUAAAAUUGGCCGUGCCUAAUCACCUUAUCUGGCUGUGUUUUUUCUACCUAAGUUUCCACUCAUUCCUAAACUUAGUCGGUGAGAUAAUGCACUUCGCGGACCGUAAAUUCUACAGCGACUGGUGGAACGCGAACAACAUAGCUGUUUUCUGGAGCAACUGGAACUUGCCCGUCCACGUGUGGGCUGUCCGCCAUGUCUACAUCCCCAUGACAACGAUGGGUUACUCAAAGAGCGCAGCUAGUAUCGUCGUGUUUUUCAUAUCGGCCUUCUUCCACGAAUACUUGGUGAGCGUGCCGCUGCAGAUGUUCCGCAUCUGGGCGUUCCUGGGCAUGAUGGCGCAGCCGCCGCUGGCGGUGAUCUCGCGCGCGGCGGAGCUGCGGCUGGGCGCGCGCUGGGGCAACCUCAUCGUGUGGAGCUCGCUCAUCCUGGGCCAGCCGCUCGCCAUCAUGAUGUACUACCACGACUACGCGCUCCAGCACUUCGCCCCGCGCCACUGAUACCGACGCCCUCGACCGGUUUUAAGAGUUAUCUAUUUUUAAAAA